GUUGUGUGGUUAGUUUGUGCGAAAAUUGAAACAUACGAAACAGCCGUCCGGAAUGGACUACCGGUUCCGUUGGGUUCGAGACCAUCUGUGCCGGACGCUGGGUGUGGACGAACCGCGCUACAUCGAAUCGGUGCUGAAUGAGUUCUACGACGAACUGAUGGCGUUUUUUGACGACGAAAUCAGCGACCAUCGGGAGGAUCAGAAGCGGAUUCUAUUCGCCUAUCGGACGUUCUACGACAAGCUGGUCGAGGAAGAGGUUGUGGCCCUGGAACCUGUGGGUCCAAUGCUCGCCACCGAACCAGAGCUAAUACUGAAGGAGAAGAAAGGGAAGAAAGCUAAAAAAAAGAAGAAGAAAGCAAAACCGAAGAAGCCAAGGAAAUUAGAUGCUGACCAGGAUCGCGGCCCGGAAACUGCCCUAGGAGCGGGGGCUUCCGGCGAUAAUGAGCUCGUUGAAGUAACUAGAAUCGUUUCGACAUCGGUUAAAACACCAAUCGUGCACGUCUGCUUCGGAUUCAUACCGGAGGAUAAGAUUGACCCGACGAUUCGCUACCUCUACAUGAUUAGGCGCUACAGUGCCCCUGUUGCACGAUUCUACACAUUCGAAGAUUGCUGCGCCGAGAUGCCGCACUACGUUCUGAUGGGUUGCAUGAAGGGAUCGGUGGUAAACAGUGCCAAAGAUUCGCUGGAACGGCUGUUCAAACCUGCCGUCGAGCACCAGUUUCGGGAGCCGAACGUCGAGCGACCUAAACCGGAGAAAGAAGAAAAGGAGGAAGAUUUGACUCGCGCUGCAAGUCGGACCAGCGUCGUGUUGAUGGACUACUCAAAACCAUCCGACUUUCGUAUGAAAGCAAUCCAAGCGCAUAAGGCUGGCCAUCGUGUUAUGGGCGACGAUUCCAAGGUUGAACUGGGAAGUGGUCAGUCGUUGAGUGAAACUCCCAGUAGCGAGUCGAAUCUUACCCAAACUAAGGCCUCGGAAGUGACGGUAGAAAGUGAAGUGGUGAUUAAGGAGACUCCUUCGGAGAAGUGGACUAACCUGCUGGAAGUGGCGGACACCAAAAUCCAAGCGGAUCAUGAGAAGCAACGAAGUGCUCCCGUUAAGCAGGGACCCAUGAAGGAGAAUCUCAACCAAAAUUUGGAACGGUUCAUCGAAGUGCUCGAUUGGACGAUGAGUCACGUUCGGUACGAUUUUGGGAUGCCGACGCAGUACAAUGCACCGGGGCAGGAGAACAUCACGAUCGAUGAGGACAAGUUCAAAGUUAAAGUUGACAUAAACCGAACGACGGUUGAGGAUUUGACCACCCUGCAACAGGAGGAAAUCGUGGAGGGGUGGUCAAUUUACAUUCGUAAGGUGCUGCGCGAAUCGAUGGAAAGGGAACCAGACGAAUAUACACCGAUGGCCGAGUACAAUCUGUGGCUGGUGCGGGAGCUGGAAUACAAUUCUAUUAUUGAGCAAUUGAAAUCACCGUUCGUGAUUCAGGUAUUUGAUGCUCUCAAGGACAACGAGUGUGCCGUGCUGCAAUCGUGGCCGGCGCUUCUGAAGGAACUGAAGGGAGCGCUGUGCCUAGCCCGGGAUAACGUCGAACAUUUGGCGAUGCUGCAAAAGUAUCUUCUGAAAAUCAAAACCGAGGAAGACUUCAACUUCAUCCUGUCCAUUAUACCGAACGUUACGAUCAUACUGAGGCACAUUUGGACCAUGUCGGACUACUACAGCAAGGACCGGAACAUGCUGACCCUGCUUGGCCAGAUAUCCUAUGUGUUUGCCGAGAAAGUUAAAAUACUAAUUAAUGUUGAUACCAUUUUCAAACAUUCAGCCAGCUACGUCUUCCGCUGUGCCACCAACUGUGCCGAGAUGCUGCGAGCCUGGAAAAAGUCCUACAUGGAUACGCGAGCUCAGAUCGAAAAAUCUGGCAUCGGAUCACGCUGGGAGUUUGAUCGGAACAUUUUGUUCCGUGAUGUGGAUCACAUGACACGUCUCAGCCAGGAUACAGCGAAUGUCGCGAAGGUGUUCAUCGAGUUUGAGAACAUGUUCGACCACAAUUUGAAGAUGAUGAUCAGCGACCCGGAGGAGGUGGAUAAUAUUCUAACCAAGGUUUAUCGCCUCAUCAAUCACAUCAUUUCGGUGGACUAUGACAUGUUCGCGCCGAGCAAUCUGGCCAACUGGGAAGCCACACUGGAGUACUUCUACAAAGGUGUCGAACAGGUGGAACACGAAGCCCGGAUCGCGUUGGACCAGUGCAUCGGAGCGUUAAGGUCGGCCGACUUGGGUCUUCAGUUGAUUAAGAACCUGAACCGGAUGGAAACACGGCAAACGUUGGCGAACCAUUUGUCAUCGAAAUACGAAAACAUUAUGAAACAAUUUCUGGCGGAAGUGGGGAUGGUCGAACACGAGUUUCUGAAAAACAAAUCCAACCCACCGCUGCAGCGGAACCAGCCCAACCACGUGGGAGCAAUAUUUUGGGAACGUUCGCUGCUUUCCUUCAUCCGGAAAUCCAUGACGGCUUUUAGAGAGUUUGAAAGUGUACCCCGCAGCAGCAACAGUGGUGCUCCUGCUGGUGAUGAAGGCAGAGAUGGAAUGGCCCUCGUUCGUGUCGGUGCUACGAAUUUGGUUGAAGGUGGUGGGGACGGACCGGGCGGGGAUAGCCUGCAGAAGCGGUCAGCUUUCAGUCAGUACAUUGGGCUGGUGAAGAACAUCAGGGAUUACGAGAAGGAAAACUUUCAGCAAUUUACGGCUUACGGAACGCGAAUCGUAAAUACCGUCCUGAAACGCAACAUUCUCAAGUUGGAGUUUUGCGAACCGAUCUAUGAACUUGAGCAACUGAAGCGGACAGCUCGCACCAAACGGGAGGCCCGGGCUCAACAUUCUCGCAGACCGUCGGCUUUGAUGGCCGCCACGGAAAAGGGCAAGUAUUCGAACAUCGCAACCGCCGUCCGGUGGAUUGUCAACCGGCCAGAAUCACUAAAUCCUGAACUGACACUCGCCCAAACGUUGGUGCGAGCCUCACGGAACACACCUACGCCGGUAACGACGACCGGGUCAGACACCGUCGGAGUGCACACCCCGGCUCGAGAGUUCAAGAUAAAACAAGCACAAUUGAUGGUGUCAGCAGUUUCACAGAAGAAGCUUCCCACUUGGAGAGAAGUGAUCGGGGAUUCGGUGCUCAUUGAAUUCAAGCUACAGUUCGCCGUAAAUUUCUCCUACGACAUAUUCGAUGCCAUCAGCGAAGGUCAGCAGUUCGAGUACAUGGGAUUUACUCUCAGUCCUGCCAUUAGGACUGCCAUUAUGAGAAAGAAACAACUAUUUACGGAUGUGGAGCACGUUACUAAAAUGGUGAACGAUUAUAACGAUAUGGUACUCCGGCUGGCAGCACCAGAGAUCCAUUUCCUGCGCGGUCACCUGUACGAAGUCGAGACAAUCAUUCAAGCCGGAUUAGGCCGAUUCACCUGGCAGUCAUUCAACAUACAGGCAUACUGCGAACGAUGCCAACAGUUUAUGAAAAGUUUAUCCUCGCUGGUAUCGCAAAUUGGUCACAUCAGUAGCGACAUAAAGUCACGAAUCGAUAAACUGGAAUCGUUUGCGAUGUUCGAGUUCGAUCCGGUCGCAGGUAAGACAAAGGAAAAGCGCCCAGCUGCGACGGAAAUCGUAUUAAAAACUCCGAGCCGGGGAGUCAAGGAGCAUACGCAUCCACCACAUCACCAUCACCACCACCACCAUCAUCACCAUCAGCAUCAUUCUUCGCACACGCAUCAGCAGGACCCGACAGAAGACGGUGCCGACGAUCAGCUUGAAGCAGCAGCCGCCGCCGCCGAACGCACGGGUGGUAAGCCGAGAAAACCGAAACGGGUCUCCAUCUGGGAAAUGUCCCGGGAUGACGGGGUGAAACCCUGCCGCGACUACUUUCAAGCACUGGAACUGGAGCGGACCGCGAAAACCACUCGGCUGGUGAAACUUUACGAUUCGAUAGGACCCAUACUGAUUAAAUUGGAAAGUUUGGUGCUCGGUACAUACACCGGCGAGUGUCGAGAGUUGAAAUUCUACUACAAUUACUGGGAGAAGCAGAUAUUUACAUGUUUCAGCAGGUUUACAACAAAAAACUUGGAAAAGUUCAUGCAUGACCUACAACAGGAGCACCCACUGUUCGAGGUAGAUGCUACGCUUGUGGUGCCGGAGAUUCUGAUAAAACCAAGCGCUGCCGAAGUUUACGGCAUUGUCAUCAACUCGGUGACGGAUUUUCUGCAAAGACUGAAAAGCUUCCGCCGAUGGAUGGCCGAAACCUGUUUACCCGUGCCUAGUAAUGAAACAUAUACUUUCACAUUUUUCGAAGACGUUGUUCAGAUUCCAAAAGUUUGCGAACUUGUUAUGAACUUGCAACAAACUAUCCAGAAUUUAGUGGCUGAUGUUCUGGCGUAUUUAAAAUGCUGGCAAAAGUACAAGAACCUCUGGAUGUACGAAAAGAUGAGCGUUUGCGAAAAGUUCCUCUCCCAGAACCUACCGCUGGUCCGGCUGGACGAGAAGUUUAUCUUCUACACCCAGAUUGUGAAUGACCUGGAGCGGCACCGUCCCUACCACGACCUCAAAUCGAUACGGAUUAAUUUGCAGCCGUUAAUUAAGAGCAUUAUCGAUCACGCAGUCGAGUGGCGAAACACGCUGGGAAAUAUUCUCGCUGCCCGAACCCGACGUCAGAUGGUUGAAUUGAAUGACCACAUGCAGAACCUCCGGACAGAGCUGGAUCGGAACGUCAAGGAGCUGUCACAUUUCAAGAGUGUCAUGCAGACCAUUAAUACCAUCCAGACGACAACACUGACGGUGGAGCUGAGAAUACACGAGAUGCAGGAGACCUAUAACAUACUGCAGGAACACCGCAUUAAGCUCCCCUUCGGUGACAUGCUGAUGGCGUACCAGCUGGAGAAACGCUGGCGAAAAUUAUUCAAUUCAGCGUUAUACCGUGCAAAUAUGCUGCAAUCAACGAAGACAAAGUUUGCCGAGAUGACACAGAACGAGAUCAGUAUAUUCUGCUUUGAACUGAACGAAUUCGUCCAACGGUACAAGAGCGAAGGUCCCGGAACAGUCGGAUUGGAUCUGGACCGCGGUGCCUUACUGAUGGAUGAAUAUGGAAAGGAGUUUGAAGCCGUGGACAAACAACGCGUUGAGCUCGAGAACGCGGAAAAACUCUUCGACAUCCCAUUAACGGAUUACAAUGAGUUUUUGCAGUGCAAACACGAGUACGAAGAAAUGCAAGUGGUAUACAGGCUGUACCAACUUCAGAAGGUCGCCCGCGAAAGGUGGUCCAGAACGCUGUGGGUAAAUCUGAACCCACAGGCCUUGCUGGAAGGAAUCGACAGUUUCAUGAAGGAAUUCCGCAAACUGCCUCGUUCGGUCCGUCAGACCCCGGUUGGCCAGGCACUGGAUACCAAGAUGAAGCAGUUCAAAUCAUCGGUGCCGCUGAUGUUGAGUUUGAAAGAUGAAGCCCUGCGGGAACGCCACUGGCAACUGCUAAUGGACAAAACUGGUCAGCACUUCGAUAUGUCGCCCGAUCGGUUCACGUUGGAAAAUAUGUUCGCCAUGGAACUGCACAAGUACCAGGAUAUCGCCGAAGAAAUCAUAAAUAAUGCCAUAAAGGAACUGUCGAUCGAACGAGGCGUCCAGGAGGUGGCGGAUAUCUGGCGACAAAUGACAUUCAUCAUCGUCCCGUACGAGAGCCGCAGUGAAUCCGAACGCGGAAGGUUCGUCCUUGGCGGAGUGGACGAGAUAAUGCAAACGCUAGAGGAAAACUCAAUGAAUCUCCAAUCGAUGGCGGCAUCACAAUUUAUUGGCCCAUUUCUGCCGACGGUGCAGCGGUGGGAGAAGGACUUGACGCUGAUCUCCGAAAUCAUCGACGAGUGGCUCAGCGUCCAGCGGAAGUGGCUCUACCUGGAGGGAAUAUUUAUUGGCGGCGAUAUAAGUGCUCAAUUACCGGAAGAGGCGGAAAAAUUUAACAAGAUCGACGAGGAGUUUCAAGAGAUUAUGGCCAGCAGUGCCGCAAAUCCGCUUGUGGUGGAUGUUUGUCUAGUGCCCGGGCGGGUUGAUGAUUUUCUACGCCUGGGGAUGGAACUGGAUGGGUGUCAAAAGUCGUUGAACGAUUAUCUGGAGCACAAGAGGAUGCUGUUUCCGCGGUUCUACUUCAUCUCGACGGAGGAGCUGCUAUCCAUCCUCGGCAGCAGUGAGCACACGUGCGUCCAGGAACACAUCAUCAAGAUGUUCGAUAACAUAAAAUCUUUACGAUUUGCUAAAGAUCGUUCCGACACGCCGAUUGUCACCGCCAUGAUAUCCGCCGAAGGGGAAGUUAUGGAUUUCCAGCAGCAUGUUCCGGUACAAGAUCGGGUCGAAAGUUGGAUGACCGCAGUCCUGGCCGAGAUGCGGUCGACGAAUCGAUUUAUUUCAAAAAAGGCCAUUUACGACUAUGGCAAGGAUAGGGAACGUAGUAGACCGGACUGGAUACUGCUGUACCAGGGAAUGGUAUGCCUGGCUGCCAACCAGGUGUGGUGGACAGCGGAGGUGGAGGAGGUGUUCGCCAAGGUAAAGAAAGGCAACAAACGAGCGAUGAAGGAAUUCCUGGAAGCUCAAAAUCGACAGUUGGAUGAUCUCGUUGUAAAAGUCAGAGCCGAUCUCUCUCCGAACGAUAGGCUCAAGUUCAAGACGAUUGCCACCAUCGAUGUACACGCUAGAGAUAUCAUCGAGGGGUUUGUGCGGGAUAGUAUUUUAGAUUCCCAGGAGUUCGGUUGGGAGAGCCAGUUGAGAUUCUACUGGCUUCGGGAUAUGGACAACCUGUUCGUGCUCCAGUGCACAGGGAAAUUCGAUUACGGCUACGAGUACAUGGGUCUGAAUGGACGUCUUGUGAUUACGCCGCUAACGGAUCGGAUCUAUUUAACAAUCACGCAAGCAUUGACGAUGAAGCUGGGCGCUGCACCCGCCGGCCCCGCUGGUACAGGAAAAACGGAAACCACCAAGGAUUUGGCGAAAGCGAUGGCUCUGCUGUGCGUCGUGACCAACUGCGGCGAGGGCAUGGAUUUUCGCGCCGUCGGAACGGUGUUGUCAGGGUUGUCUCAGUGUGGCGCCUGGGGCUGCUUCGAUGAGUUUAAUCGGAUUGACAUUUCGGUUCUGAGCGUAAUAUCGACCCAACUACAAAUGAUCCGAACUGCUUUGGUUGCCAACCAGAAGACUUUCAUGUUUGAAGGCUACGAGAUAAACCUAGACCCGAAGGUUGGAAUUUUCAUUACCAUGAAUCCCGGAUAUGCGGGCCGUACGGAGCUUCCUGAAUCGGUGAAAGCCCUUUUUCGUCCAGUUACUUGCAUAAUGCCAGACCUGGAGCUAAUUUGUUUGAUUUCGUUGUUCUCCGAUGGGUUUAUGCGAGCGAAAACGCUGGCCAAGAAGAUGACGGUUCUGUACAAACUGGCACGGGAGCAACUGUCCAAGCAGUACCACUACGACUGGGGUCUACGUUCGUUGAACGCUGUCCUUCGGAUGGCCGGCGUUAACAAGCGCAAGUCGCCAGAGAUCUCGGAAACCGCAACCCUGAUGAGGACACUUUUUGAUAUGAAUUUUCCCAAGUUUGUGUUUGACGACGUGCCGCUGUUCAUGGGAUUGAUGAAGGAUCUAUUCCCAGGAGUCGAUUAUCCUCGCGUUGGCUAUCCCGAAUUUACCGAAGAGGUGAAAAACGUGCUUGAAACCGAUGGCUACAUAAUUUUACAGAAUCAGGUGGACAAAGUUAUACAAUUAUACGAAACAAUGAUGACACGUCACUCAACCAUGAUUGUCGGUCCAACAAGUGGCGGGAAAACGGUUGUAAUAAAUACGCUGAUAAAGGCGCAAACCAAUAUGGGCCUACCGACAAAGUGCACCGUGCUGAAUCCGAAGGCCUGCUCCGUGGUGGAACUGUACGGCUAUCUGGACCCGAGCACCCGCGAUUGGAUUGAUGGCCUCUUCUCCAACAUAUUCCGCGAGAUGAAUAGACCGACGGAACGAGAUGAACGCCGCUACGUGUGCUUCGACGGUGACGUAGAUGCGUUGUGGAUCGAAAACAUGAACUCGGUCAUGGAUGACAACAAACUGCUGACUCUGGCCAACGGUGAACGUAUUCGGCUUAACAGCUACUGUGCUCUGUUGUUUGAAGUAGGGGAUCUCGCCUAUGCUUCGCCAGCCACCGUUUCUCGAGCCGGUAUGGUCUACUUGGAUCCGAAGAAUCUUGGCUACCUAUGCUACUGGCAGCGGUGGUUGCGCGGUCGCUACGAUGAAGAGAAAGAGAUUCUCGGAAAGUCAUUCGAUAAGAUUGUAACCCUUGCGAUUGACUACAUCCUCGAGGGUGUCGAUGGUAACAACCAGGAAGAUCCUCUAAAGCUAGUUAUUCCUCAGACGAACCUGAAUAUGGUAACUCAGCUAUGCUAUUUCUACGAAGCCAUGUUCCCGAAGGUAUCCACCGCUUGUCCCUACGAGGAAGACGUAGUGGAAUGCGGUUUUAUUCAGUGUCUGUUUGCUUCACUGGGAGCUGCCCUGUUGGAGGAAUCUCGACCGAAGUUCGAUGACUUCAUAAAGCGGAACCUGGAGAUGAUCAACUACGAAGAUAGUGAAAGCGCCCCGGCCAAGGUUGGUCAGUUACCUUCGCUUAAACCGACUCUGUACGAUUAUUUCUUCGAUCUGGAGAAGAAAGUAUGGAUCGCUUGGGAAUGGGUCGUACCAAAGUAUGUUCACGAUCGCGGAAUGCCGUUCAGUGAAAUUCUGGUUCCGACUAUUGAAACGCUCCAAGCGGAGUGGAUUUUGAAAUCAAUGAACGACAUUCGGCAUCCCAUUCUGUUGGUUGGUGACACUGGCACUUCAAAGACGGCCGUGAUUUCGGAUUUCUUACGGCAUCUUAGCCGAGACACAUAUAUCAUCCUGAACAUAAACUUUUCCUCCCGAACGUCCUCACUGGAUGUGCAAAAAACGAUUGAAGCAGCGGUUGACAAGCGAACGAAGGACAUCUUCGGACCUCCGGUCGGUAAGAAGUUGGUAGCAUUUAUCGAUGACAUGAACAUGCCUCAGGUGGAUAGCUACGGCACACAGCAACCGAUCGCACUGUUGAAGUUGCUUUUUGAGCGCGAAGGAAUGUACGACCGUAGCAAAGAUUUGAACUGGAAGAAAUUCAAAGAUAUGUCUUUCAUCGCCGCUAUGGGUCGUGCUGGUGGUGGCCGUAAUGACGUCGAUCCUCGCUUUAUCUCAAUGUUCUCGGUAUGUAAUAUUGUGUUCCCAAGCGACAUCACCCUGUUGCACAUUUAUAGUUCCAUUUUGCGCGGUCAUCUGGAGCUGUUCUCCGAGGAACUUCAAUCGACGGCUGAUAUAGUAGUACAAAUGACGCUGAAUUUAUUCAAAGUGUUGGUCGUAAAGCUACCUCCAACGCCGUCCAAGUUCCACUAUAUUUUCAAUCUGAAGGAUCUGUCACGAAUCUACGGCGGUAUGCUGCAGAUAGAUCCUAACUACUUCAAGGAGAUUCGGCACCUAAUCCGGGUGUGGCGUAAUGAGUUUAGCCGGGUGAUUUGCGACCGGUUAAUCAACAGUCAGGACCAACAGCUGAUGGCUGAUCAGAUUGCAGAAGAAGUUAAUGAAAAAUUCCCGCCUCCGAAGCCUGUUGCUCGCAAAACAAUCAUGGUGGAAAGGUUGGAGGAUAUGCGCAGUGAGUCGAUGGCGCCGAUUGUUGAGAUUUCUACGGCGGAUUUUGUGCUGCGAGAUCCACUUCUAUUUGGCGAUUAUCGGAAUGCGGUAAAUUUAGCGGAGACCAGGUACUACGAGGAUUUGCUGGAUUAUGAAGCGAUUUAUUUCCUGUUCCAAGAAAUCCUACUGGAAUAUAAUGAGCAGAAAUCAAAGAUGAAUUUAGUGCUGUUCGAGGACUGCUUGGAACAUCUGACCCGAGUACAUCGGGCUCUACGAAUGGAUCGAGGUCACGUGAUGCUUGUUGGCGUAGGCGGAUCUGGCAAGCAGUGUAUAGCGAAGUUGGCAGCCUUCACGGCAGAAUGUGAAGUUUUCGAGAUUGUUCUUAGCCGAGGUUACAACGAAACAUCGUUCCGGGAAGAUCUAAAACAACUGUUUGUCAAUGUAGGCGUCAAAAAUCAGAAAACCUGCUUCAUCUUUAGAGCAGCUCAGAUUGCGGAAGAAGGUUUUCUGGAGUUCAUAAAUAAUAUUUUAACCACUGGAAUGGUGCCAGCACUAUUUACCGACGAAGAGAAAGAUACGAUAAUUGGCCAGUGCCGGGGUGCCGCACAGCAACAAGGCUUCGCCAUAUCAAAGGACGGUGUGUGGUCGUACUUCCUGAAUCGAUCUGUGACAAAUCUGCACGUUAUCCUGUGUAUGUCACCGGAAGGUGAUGCCCUUCGAAACCGGUGCCGCAAUUUCCCUGGACUGGUCGGCAGUACCACCAUCGAUUGGGUUUUCCCUUGGCCGGAGCAGGCUCUGUAUGCGGUGGCCAAAGUGUUUCUGUCGGAUCACGUGAAGAUUCCCGAAGUUCACCGAGAACCUAUUAUCACGCACAUUGUGCACGUUCAUCAAUCUCUUAAGCAUUACACCCAGCAGUUUUUGUUGAGUAUGCGCCGGAAAAAUUUUGUUACACCAAAGCACUACUUGGAUUACAUCAAUACGUAUCUGAAGUUGAUUGAGGAGAAAGAUAAUUUCAUCAUGCAACAGUGCUCCCGAUUAUCGGACGGAAUCGAGAAAAUUAAUGAAGCCUCACUUCAGAUUGAUCAGUUGAGCAUCAUCGUGGAGGAGCAGCGGAAGAACGUCGUCGAGGCAGCCCUGAGAUGCGAACAGAUGCUGGUCGGGAUAGAAACGUCAACCGAGAAGGCCAAUUCCAAAAAAGCUGAAGCAUCGGAAAAAUCCGUCGAGGUCGAACAACAGAAAAAGAUUAUCACCGUCGAGAAGGCGGAAGCGGAGGAGGCACUAGCCGCUGCGCUACCAGCUCUGGAGAUAGCCCGGCUUGCACUUUCCGAUCUGGACAAGUCGGACAUUACGGAAAUCCGCAGCUUCGCUACCCCACCAGAGGCUGUGCAGGUGGUGUGCGAGUGUGUGGCCAUUGUCAAGGGUAUCAAGGACAUCUCCUGGAAAAGCGCCAAGGGAAUGAUGUCCGAGGGAAGUUUUCUGCGCAGUCUGCAGGAGUUGGAUUGUGACCAGAUCACUCAGAAGCAGGUGGCGAACGUUCGGGCCCAUAUGAAGAAAUCGCAAAAACUGGACGAUAUGCAAAGCAUCUCCAAGGCAGGAUUCGGUUUGCUAAAGUUCGUACGAGCUGUUCUCGGCUACUGCGACGUUUACCGGGAAGUGAAGCCCAAAAAAGAACGUGUGGCAUUUCUGGAAGCUGAGUUGGACGGACAGAUUAAACUGUUGAAUAAACUGACUAAAGAGAUCAGCAAACUGGAAUUCGAGCUCAAUGAGCUAAAUAAUCAGUAUGCCACAGCUAUUAAGGAGAAGCAGAUGCUCCAGGAGAUGAUGGAACAAGCGGAGCGGAGGUUAAUCGCCGCAGACAAACUCAUCUCCGGAUUGAGCUCCGAACGGGACCGGUGGAGGAUAGAUCUGAAAAAUCUUCAGGAUGAAAAAACUAAAGUCGUAGGAACCUGUAUCCUAUCUGCCUCGUUCCUUGCCUAUACCGGACCAUUUUCUUGGGAAUUCCGUAAUUCAAUAGUAUUCGAAGACUGGCUCGUGGACGUGGAAGAACGGGAGAUUCCGUAUGUAAAACCAUUCCGAAUCUACACCAGUUUGAGUAGUGACUUGGAAAUGGCAACUUGGGCCUCCGAGGGACUUCCUCCCGAUGAAUUAUCAGUUCAAAACGGCAUUUUGACCACCCGAGCAUCUCGCUUUCCAUUGUGCAUCGACCCACAGCAGCAAGCUUUGAUGUGGAUCAAAAAACGGGAAACGCCGAACAAUCUGAAAGUACUGAACUUUAACGACAAAGAUUUCUUGAGACACCUGGAAAUGGCAAUCAAGUAUGGAACACCGGUUCUGUUCCAGGACGUAGACGACUACAUUGAUCCAGUAAUUGAUAAUAUUCUAGAGAAGAACAUAAAAAUUCAAGCUGGUCGCCAGUUUGUAAUGCUUGGAGACAAGGAGGUGGACGUAGAUUCGAACUUCCGAAUGUAUCUCACCACCAAACUAUCGAAUCCAAACUUCGAUCCGGCCGUUUACGCCAAAGCACUGAUCAUCAACUAUAUGGUAACGAUGAGUGGUUUGGAGGAUCAGUUGCUCAGUGUGGUCGUCCGCGCCGAACGUCCCGACCUGGAAGAGCGACGUGAGAGUCUCAUUGCAGAGACCAGCGCCAACAAAAUUCUACUGAAAAACUUAGAGGACUCGUUACUUCGUGAACUUGCUACCUCCACCGGCAAUAUGUUGGACAACGUUGAACUAGUAACCACUCUAGAAAACACGAAGGAAAAAGCUGCUGAGGUAUCUCUGAAGAUUAAACUGGCCGAGGAGACCUCACUGGACAUCGAACUGCUAAGAAACGGUUACCGGUUAGCCGCGCAGCGAGGCGCCAUCCUCUACUUUGUACUUUCGGAAAUGUCCGUCGUAAAUCCUAUGUAUCAAUACUCGCUCAGCUCAUAUCUGGAAGUUUUCUCGUACUCCUUGCGGAAGGCCGUCCCGGAUAACAUUCUCGCCAGACGGUUGGAGAACAUUAUCCAAACGUUGACCCGAAACGUGUACGAGUACGGUUGUAUCGGGUUCUUCGAGCGGCACAAGCUGUUGUUUUCCUUCCAGAUGACCGUGAAGCUGGAGCAAAGCAAGGGACACCUUGGCCAGGCGGAGGUGGAUUUCUUCAUCAAGGGAAACAUUGCUCUGGAAAAAUCCGAACGAGCUUGUCCGGCCCGCUGGAUCAGCGAUAAGGGUUGGCAGGACGUGCUGCUGUUGGCCGAUCUGUUUCCGGAGAAGUUUGGCCAACUGCCGGGGCACGUGGAGCGGAAUAUUGCUGAGUGGACCAGUUGGUACGACGUGGAUGAACCGGAAGGAACGGACUACCCGGGCAAUUUUGCGGAUAACAUGAAUGUCUAUGAUCACCUGAUGCUAAUGCGAUGCUUCCGCGUGGACCGAGUAUACCGACUCCUGAACAACUACGUCUCCACGAUCAUGGAUGAAGAGUUCAUCACACCUCCGAUGCUCAGCUUCGAUUCCAUCUUCGAACAAUCAUCCGCGGCCACCCCGGUCGUGUUUAUCCUGAGCCCUGGAUCUGAUCCUACCAACGAUCUGAUGAAGUUAGCUGACCGGUGCGGUUUCGGUGGGAACAAAUUUAAGUACAUUUCUCUCGGGCAGGGUCAGGAACAGAAAGCCCUUUCGUUGUUGCAUCUUUCGCUCGAGCAGGGCCUCUGGUUGAUGCUUCAGAAUGGUCACCUUCUGCUUAGCUUCAUCAAAACGCUGGAAAAAUUGCUCGACUCUGUGGAAAAACCCCAUCCGGACUUUCGCCUGUGGAUAACGACCGAGGCCACCGGUUCCUUCCCUAUUGGUAUUCUGCAAAAGUCACUGAAAGUCGUUACCGAGCCGCCUAACGGACUGAAAAUGAAUCUCCGGGCAACCUUCUUCAAACUUCGCCAGCAAACGCUUGACGCGUGCACCCACCUGACGUUCAAGCCAUUAGCAUACGUUUUGGCGUUCUUCCACGCUGUGCUACAGGAACGAAGAAAAUACGGCAAACUCGGUUGGAACAUCAGUUACGAUUUUAAUGAGUCCGACUUCAACGUCUGUCUGCAGAUAAUGGAUACCUACCUAACGAAGGCACUCAGCAUCAACGAGACUCGGAUGCCCUGGAACAGCCUGAAGUAUCUGAUUGGUGAGGUAAUGUACGGUGGUCGAGUGAUAGACGACUUCGAUCGUCGGGUAGUGAAAACCUACAUGGACGAGUAUAUGGGUGAUUUCUUGUUCGAUACUUUCCAACCAUUCCACUUCUACCAGGACGAUACGGUGGACUACAAAAUCUUUGAAGCCGAGACUCGGGAUGAGUUCAUAGCAUCAAUCGAAACGCUGCCCCUGACCAACACGCCGGAAGUGUUUGGACUGCACUCUAACGCCGAGAUUGGCUACUACACAAUUGCGGUCCGUGAAAUGUGGACCUAUUUGAUCGAUCUACAACCACAAACCACUCCUACCGGGAUGCAAAGUAGGGACAAAGUUGAUUACGGCACCGAAACCGGUGGCAUCAGCCGGGACGAGCUCAUCGACAAGGUAGCGGUGGACAUACUGAAAAAGCUUCCGAAACAGUUCGAAAUCUGGCGUGUCAAGAAGCAGUACCAAAUCAACAUAACGCCGGUGUGUGUGGUGCUGCUGCAGGAGCUGGAACGGUUCAACCGGUUGCUGAACCGGAUGGAGCGAACGUUGCAGCAGCUACGCAAGGCACUGGCCGGUGAGAUCGGUAUGGACGCCGUACAGGAUGGUAUCGCGAAUUCACUGUUCAACGGUCAGCUGCCGGACGAUUGGCGGGAUCUGGCGCCGGCCACCUGUAAACCACUGGGCGACUGGAUCGAACACCUGCAGAGGAGGAACCAACAGUAUAAAUAUUGGUCAGUAUCUGGCGAACCACUGGUGAUGUGGUUGUCGGGACUCCACAUACCGGAAAGUUAUUUAACCGCAUUAGUUCAGGUUGCCUGCCGCAAGAACAAUUGGCCCCUGGAUAGAUCGACACUGUUUACGGCAGUGACCAACUUUCUGAGGGAGGAUGAAAUUGAGGAACGGCCGGAGGCGGGGUGCUACGUGACCGGGUUGUACCUGGAAGGCGCCCGCUGGGAUCCGGCCAAUCGUUGUCUGGCACGUUCGAUUCCGAAGGUACUGGUGGAACCUUUGCCGGUGCUAUCCGUGGUUCCGAUCGAAGCGCACCGGCUCAAACUACAAAACACAUUCCGAACACCUGUCUACACGACGUCCCAGCGGCGCAACGCGAUGGGAAUCGGUCUGGUGUUCGAGGCGGAUCUGUACACCGAGGAGCAUACCAGCCACUGGGUCCUGCAGGGAGUUUGUCUGGUUAUGAACACGGACUGAUUGGUCCGGAGCCUCCCGGGUGUCAGUUGAUUUUGUUGUAUUGUUGUUGUUACUUACUGGAUGCUCUCUUUUUACUGGUGUUGAUUAGAAUAAAACUUUUGCCUUUUA
Molecule: messenger RNA, 15115 nt
Organism: Topomyia yanbarensis
Lineage: Eukaryota; Metazoa; Arthropoda; Insecta; Diptera; Culicidae
Gene: Dhc98D
Product: dynein axonemal heavy chain 10
Exons: 71
Coding region: 53-15007 (4984 amino acids)
Biological process (GO): microtubule-based movement
Cellular component (GO): dynein complex
Molecular function (GO): ATP hydrolysis activity; dynein intermediate chain binding; minus-end-directed microtubule motor activity
Source: RefSeq, a predicted model, not a curated record